Messenger RNA from Alnus glutinosa, 2090 nucleotides. RefSeq names its product protein disulfide isomerase-like 1-6. Gene Ontology annotation, cellular component: endoplasmic reticulum. Bases 242 to 1855 code for a protein of 537 amino acids. The record is from RefSeq and is a predicted model, not a curated record. NCBI's taxonomy places the organism in Eukaryota, Viridiplantae, Streptophyta, Magnoliopsida, Fagales, Betulaceae. Gene Ontology annotation, molecular function: protein disulfide isomerase activity. Gene Ontology annotation, biological process: protein folding; response to endoplasmic reticulum stress. The transcript is spliced from 12 exons.
UCCUAUCAUUCCUCGAAAACAUUUCCGGCCCUUGCCGAGUAAAAAGUUUGCACAACUGCACGUUUAUCUUAGUUCUCAAUUCAGACCGACCCGUAGUCGGACCAAUCUCUUCUUACAGCAAGGUCUUCCCAAGAUUUACAGCUUCUCAAUAAACAUUCGGUCCUAGCACAGAUCUCAUCCAAACCACGAUUACUUCCCACCACAAAUCUCAGAACGUCAAAUUCAUAUAUUGCUCAUCACCAUGUUUAUAAGAAAACCCACUUCGAGAUUCAUCCUUUUCACCCUCGUUCUUUUUAUGUUGCUGAGUUUUCUCAUUACCAUCAAGGCUUCUGAGCCCCCCCAAAAUGAAAAUGACGAUGAAGAUUUAGAGGGUCUUGAGGAAUUGAUAGCACUGGAUGAAGAAGAAGAGAAACAUGAACAAGAAGGGUCACCCAGUGUGAGGUCAUCAGAGGCUGAGGUUUUAACUAGAGCCCAGAGGAUUGUUAUUGAGCUUAACAAUGAGAACACCAAGAGGGUCAUUGAUGGGAAUGAGUUUGUGCUGGUUCUGGGGUAUGCGCCUUGGUGUGCAAGGAGUGCUGAGCUUAUGCCUCAGUUUGCUGAGGCUGCAACUUCAAUGAAGGAAUUGGGGAGUCCCGUUUUGAUGGCAAAGCUGGACGCUGACCGGUAUCCGAAGGCGGCAUCGCUUCUUGAGAUCAAAGGGUUUCCUACUCUGCUUCUGUUUGUCAAUGGGACUUCUCAAGCGUACACUGGUGGAUUUUCAAUGGAAGAAAUAGUGAUCUGGGCCAGGAAAAAAACUGGUGUACCUGUCACUAGAAUAAGGUCGGUAGCAGAGGCAGAAGAAUUUCUCAAAAAGUACCAUACUUUUGUUACCGGUCUGUUCAAGAAAUUUGAGGGACCUGAUUAUGAAGAAUUUGUUAAAGCAGCCAUAUCUGACAACGAAAUCCAGUUUAUUGAAGUGAGCGACACUGAUGUUGCUAAAGUUCUUUUCCCAGCUGUCAAAGAUACUAACAAUUUCAUUGGGAUUGUUAAAAGCGAGCCAGAAAGAUACACUCCAUAUGGAGGGACCUUCAAAAUGGACAAAAUAUUAGAGUUUUUGGACUGUAAUAAGUUUCCUUUGGUUACUAAAUUGACCGAGCUAAAUUCUGCCAGAGUUUAUUCGAGCCCUAUCAAGCUUCAGGUCAUUGUCUUUGCUGAGGCUGACAACUUUAAGAAUCUUCUUGAGCCUCUUCAAGAAGUUGCAAGAAAGUUCAAGUCAAAGAUAAUGUUUAUUUAUAUAGACAUUACAGAUGAGAACCUUGCAAAGCCUUUCUUAACUUUAUUUGGGCUUGAAGAAGCAGCUAACACUGUGGUGACUGCAUUCAAUAACAGAAUCAGCUCGAAGUUUUUGUUACAGUCGGAUCUGAUCCCAGCCAACAUAGAAGAGUUCUGCAUACAGCUUCUUGAUGGUACUCUUUCUCCUUACUUCAAGUCACAGCCAAUUCCAGAUAAUAAAGACACAAGCAUCCAGGUCAUUGUAGGAAAGACAUUUGAUGACUUGGUCUUGAGCAGUCCCAAGAAUGUUCUUCUAGAGGUAUACACGCCAUGGUGCAUCAACUGUGAAACCACUAGCAAGCACGUUCAAAAGUUGGCUAAGCACUUCAAAGGUUUUGAUAAUUUGGUAUUUGCAAGGAUAGAUGCUUCUGCUAAUGAACACCCAAAACUGCAGGCAAAUGACUAUCCGGCACUGCUCUUUUACCCUGCAAGCGAUAAAUCAAAUCCGAUCAAGCUAUCUACAAAAUCCAGUUUGAAGGAGUUGGCAGGGUCUAUCAACAAAAUUUUGAGAGCCAAAGAUCAUGUCACGAAAGAUGAAUUAUAGAAAAAUAUAGUGGCCAAAUAUAUUAAUACUUCAACUGAUAUCGAAUUUGUUUUGCCAAUAGAAUCCUGAGCCCCUUAAUCAAGGAAAAACAAAAUUCGUCUUGAAUUGAUAUGUGCAUCCUUGGUCAAGGAUUUUCUAUAGUUGAGCACUAUAAUCUAUGACAUGUAAUUGUAUUGAAGUUUAUAAACAAAUUGCUAUCGAAGCAGAUAUAAUGGCAUGUUAACAUAUCACAUCA